This is a messenger RNA of Tachysurus vachellii, 2553 nucleotides long. RefSeq names its product PRELI domain containing 3 (gene prelid3b). The record is from RefSeq and is a predicted model, not a curated record. Gene Ontology annotation, molecular function: phosphatidic acid transfer activity. Lineage: Eukaryota; Metazoa; Chordata; Actinopteri; Siluriformes; Bagridae. The coding region runs from base 129 to 710 and encodes 193 amino acids. Gene Ontology annotation, cellular component: mitochondrial intermembrane space. Gene Ontology annotation, biological process: phospholipid transport. The transcript is spliced from 6 exons.
AAAUCAGCUGGAAACGCAGCAACCCCAGUCCAGGAGGUGGCGACACACAUUACCCAUGCCUGCAUCAAAACGUAGAAGAUGACGAAAGUAUUUGCCGGUCAAGUCUUCAAAGGCAAACACGAGACACGAUGAAGAUCUGGUCGUCAGAACAUAUUUUCAACCACCCAUGGGAGACCGUAACCAAAGCAGCUAUGCAGAAAUACCCUAACCCAAUGAACCCUAGUGUGUUUGGAGUAGAUGUGUUGGACCGAAAAGUGGAUAAGCAAGGUCGGCUUCACAGCAAACGCUUACUCAGCACAGAAUGGGGCCUUCCAUCUAUAGUCAAUUCAAUCAUUGGUAAUGCACGUGCAUGCACAUAUGUUCAAGAGCAUUCGCUUGUGGACCCUAAGGAGAAGACUUUGGAACUUAAGUCUUCAAAUAUUACCUUUACCAACAUGGUAUCUGUUGAUGAAAGGCUUGUCUACAAACCACAUCCAGAUGACCCCUCAAAGACUGUGCUGACCCAGGAGGCCAUCAUCUCUGUGAAAGGAGUCAGUUUGAGCAGCUACCUAGAAGGACUUAUGGCAAACACUAUCUCAACUAAUGCAGGAAAGGGCCGUGAAGCAAUGGAGUGGGUUAUCAGGCGUCUUAAUGCAGAGCUUGAGGAGCUAACCCUUACAGCAAGAGGCACGAUGCGGACCCCCAUGGCUGCAGCAGUUAUAGAAAAAUGAACUUUUCAUGUCUUUGCAUUCUUUAACAUCUUUCUUUGCGGACCACUUCACUGUUUCUCUUCUGAUUCUAUCAUGUUUCCUGUGCUGUUUUUUGCAUUUGUGGAGUUCUCCCCCAGCUCCCUUGUGCAAUUGACUCUAUAUUAGAGGCUAGAGGGACACAAAUAGAAAGCAAAUUUAUGCUUUGUUUAAUAUUGAAUACAGUAUGUAAGUUUUGAAGAACAAGCGAGAUGUGGUUUUUGUGUUGUGUAUUUAACUGAUGAUUACAUACUCUUACUCUGAGAUUGAUCAUAUCAAGCAGUCCUUAUUAUUUAUGAUAUAUUGUGUGCACUUGGAGGGGAGAGAAAGAAAUAUUUUAUUUAUAUAUAUUUUUUUUUCACUACAGAAAUGCUAAACUGAUGUGAUUUCUAUUAGCUUGUUUUCAUUAUAAAGUUGUUUUUGUGUGCAUGCAUUUUUAAGGUAGUAAGUGUAGUAAUAUUUUACUACAAUACUUAUGUGUUGUACUGAGGUUGAUUUAGGCAUUUCCCCAAAGUUAAACAGAUGCUCUUUUUUAUUAUUACUUGCUGUUUUCAUACGCAAUUUUCUGUGGGGUGAUAACUUUUUUAGGAUUUAUUUUAAAUCUUAAACACAAAAUAUACAUAUCAAUUCUCAUGCAAGUGAACUUACCAACACUGUCUUCUCCCUUCAUCUCAUGGCCUUUCACCCAGUAAGUUAAGUUUCAGAUUAGGUUUGUUUCUUUCUUUUUUUUUUUAAAUGAAGUGGUUUAAAGUAAAUCACCCACACAUGCAUGCCUCAGCCCUACCACUCGUUUUCUUGUCUCCACCCUCCAUUCACAAACCAGCAUGCCACAACUCUCCCAACAUCACCAAGGUGGGCUAUGCUACUUCUGUAACCAUAGCAUCUUAUACAAAUGUUUUUUUUUUUUUUUUUUUUUUUUUUAAAAAAUUAAUCGGACAUUAAUCAUGUUCUUUAUGUAUUUUGAUAUAACAUGCAAUUAUGUAAAUUGAAGUCUCUGUAAAAGUAGAUUUGUGAACAUUGGCACUUGCAAUGUAAUUUCUUAAUAAUCACAUACCAAACAUGCACAUCUUCUUGAAUCCAACACAAAUGACAUUGCCUUCAUUGAAAAUCUUAUGAAGUUUCUUGUGUUGGCUUUCACCUAAUUGUUGUCACAAAGCACACAAUUCUGUGGUUAAUUUUUUUUAAUUGUAUUUGUAUGUUGUAGCAUUAUUUUUGCUGGAACAAAAGGACCUAGCACAAACCUGUUCCAGCAUGAUACUUCACUUGGGCACACAGCAAGGUCCUUGAAGAUGAACUAGAGUGGCCUGCACUGGGCCCUGACUUCAAUCCUACUAAAUACGUGGGUUGAACUGGAAUGAUGUCUGUGUACCAGGCCUUCUUGUUAAGUAAGCUUAAUGGAACUUUUGCUUUUGUGGUGGAAUGGGCCCCUCACCACAGCCAUCUUCCAAAAUUAAGUUGAAAUCCUUCCCAGAAGAAUCGAUAUUAUAACUCUAAACUGGGAACUAAAUCUGGAAUGGAAUGUUCAAAAAGGACAUGGAUGUUACGAUCAGAUGUCUGCAAACCUUUGGCCAUGUAGUGUAAUAUAAUGCAUAAAUGCAUUGUAGGAAUUCUGAAACAAUUGAUCUCAGCUGGGAAUGCUAUAGUCACACUAAUCAGUGCACCAUAGGUUAAUCAUUAAUUUCAAUGUUUAAAUGUUUUUUUUUUUUUUAUUAAUGAGAAUAUGUACUGUGAGAGGUUCAAACAGACUGCAUGCAUAUUUGCUCUUUGUGGAACUAAAUGCAGUAGUGGAUGGUCUUGCUUUAAAUAAAAGGAGAAAACAUACAAAUCA